AUGUGUCAAUGGGAAUGGAAUCCGUUCCAGCAAUUUCAGCAACAGCAGCAGCGUCCAGUUCAACCAGUUCAGGCAAUCCAACCGCAAUGGCGACGGCCAAUGGCUGCCGGUACCCUUCAGCAUGAGGCAGCACUUGCCAGGACCAGAGCCAUUUAUGGUAUCCCUGGACAACGAAAUGCCAAUCAGAAGUUACGAACAUGCUGCCGAUCGCUGAAAGACGCCGACAUUGAGUGUCGUCGUAGGUACUGCGACUUCAACGCUCUCCGUCCGGACAUGGUCAUUGGAUUCAUGGCUCAAUGUGCACCUCGUGGACCUACAGUCGGGGAGAUGUGGGAUUGCGCCUCAUCCAGAGCUGACCAUACAGCUUGUUGCCGUGGACAGAACGUAAUCGACCAAUGCCUUGUCUAUUGUGAAACGACAAAUGGCGUUCCUACUGAUUACUUGAAGUACAUUGUAUGCUUGAGCCAAUUCGACAAAAUCCGUCAUUGCUUCCAACAGUACCUUGAACAUAAUCCCAACAUUAAUGGAGAUGACUGA
Messenger RNA from Haemonchus placei, 537 nucleotides. The record is from the annotation of a GenBank genome assembly. Lineage: Eukaryota; Metazoa; Nematoda; Chromadorea; Rhabditida; Trichostrongylidae.